This is a messenger RNA of Esox lucius (northern pike), 4257 nucleotides long. RefSeq names its product mucin-3A-like. NCBI's taxonomy places the organism in Eukaryota, Metazoa, Chordata, Actinopteri, Esociformes, Esocidae. The transcript is spliced from 3 exons. The coding region runs from base 1 to 1179 and encodes 392 amino acids. The record is from RefSeq and is a predicted model, not a curated record.
AUGAACUCAAAGUCUGAGGAGAACAUCUCUGCCGUGACCACAGACCACACAGUGUUCUCCUCCACCCUAACCCAGGAGGGUGGUGUGACUACAGACCACACAGUGUUCUCCUCCACCCUAAUCCAGGAGGGUGGUGUGACUACAGACCACACAGUGUUCUCCUCCACCCUAACCCAGGAGGGUGGUGUGACUACAGACCACACAGUGUUCUCCUCCACCCUAACCCAGGAGGGUGGUGUGACUACAGACCACACAGUGUUCUCCUCCACCCUAACCCAGGAGGGUGGUGUGACUACAGACCACACAGUGUUCUCCUCCACCCUAACCCAGGAGGGUGGUGUGACUACAGACCACACAGUGUUCUCCUCCACCCUAACCCAGGAGGGUGGUGUGACUACAGACCACACAGUGUUCUCCUCCACCCUAACCCAGGAGGGUGGUGUGACUACAGACCACACAGUGUUCUCCUCCACCCUAACCCAGGAGGGUGGUGUGACUACAGACCACACAGUGUUCUCCUCCACCCUAACCCAGGAGGGUGGUGUGACUACAGACCACACAGUGUUCUCCUCCACCCUAACCCAGGAGGGUGGUGUGACUACAGACCACACAGUGUUCUCCUCCACCCUAACCCAGGAGGGUGGUGUGACUACAGACCACACAGUGUUCUCCUCCACCCUAACCCAGGAGGGUGGUGUGACUACAGACCACACAGUGUUCUCCUCCACCCUAACCCAGGAGGGUGGUGUGACUACAGACCACACAGUGUUCUCCUCCACCCUAACCCAGGAGGGUGGUGUGACUACAGACCACACAGUGUUCUCCUCCACCCUAACCCAGGAGGGUGGCGUGACCACAGACAUCAUGGCGUUCUCCUCCACCCUAACCCAGGAGGGUGGUGUGGCUGGGAGUUUGGAUCUGCAGUCCUGUUCGGCACAGCUUUGUCAUCGACAUGGUCAGUGUGUUGUUCAGGGCCCGGUCAGGACCUGUGAGUGUCUCAUGGGCUACAGGGGAGAGUUCUGUCAGGACACAGUCAAUGAUGCCAUCAGUAUUCCACUCACACUGGAUGUGCUGGCCUUCAUCACUGGCUUCAUCAUCCUCUCCUUCCUCCUUGCAGUCAUCAGGCGGAGGGUCAAGAGGAGGUCACUCAAGAAUCAGAAUAAAAAAAAUGAAGUAUAAACAGGGUGAGCCCAUGGGAAAACCCUUUAAACAGGGUGAGCCCAUGGGAAAACCUUUUAUAAACAGGGUGAGCCCAUGGGAAAACCUUUUAUAAACAGGGUGAGCCCAUGGGAAAACCUUUUAUAAACAGGGUGAGCCCAUGGCAAAACCCUUUAUAAACAGGGUGAGCCCAUGGCAAAACCCUUUAAACAGGGUGAGCCCAUGGCAAAACCCUUUAAACAGGGUGAGCCCAUGGGAAAACCUUUUAUAAACAGGGUGAGCCCAUGGCAAAACCCUUUAUAAACAGGGUGAGCCCAUGGCAAAACCCUUUAUAAACAGGGUGAGCCCAUGGCAAAACCCUUUAUAAACAGGGUGAGCCCAUGGCAAAACCCUUUAUAAACAGGGUGAGCCCAUGGCAAAACCCUUUAUAAACAGGGUGAGCCCAUGGGAAAACCUUUUAUAAACAGGGUGAGCCCAUGGGAAAACCUUUUAUAAACAGGGUGAGCCCAUGGCAAAACCCUUUAUAAACAGGGUGAGCCCAUGGCAAAACCCUUUAAACAGGGUGAGCCCAUGGGAAAACCUUUUAUAAACAGGGUGAGCCCAUGGGAAAACCUUUUAUAAACAGGGUGAGCCCAUGGCAAAACCCUUUAUAAACAGGGUGAGCCCAUGGCAAAACCCUUUAUAAACAGGGUGAGCCCAUGGCAAAACCCUUUAUAAACAGGGUGAGCCCAUGGCAAAACCCUUUAUAAACAGGGUGAGCCCAUGGCAAAACCCUUUAUAAACAGGGUGAGCCCAUGGCAAAACCCUUUAUAAACAGGGUGAGCCCAUGGCAAAACCCUUUAUAAACAGGGUGAGCCCAUGGCAAAACCCUUUAUAAACAGGGUGAGCCCAUGGGAAAACCCUUUAUAAACAGGGUGAGCCCAUGGGAAAACCCUUCUUGCAAUACUUCAUGUAUUUUGUGUUCUUGUAGGAAAACUGCAGCCACAGGGUGUAAUGGCCUGGAGACAAUGGCCUGAAAUUCAACACUACGGUUUGCUCCUUGGGGUAUAAGGCUGGGUGUUUUGUUAAAGCACUUUGUGACAACUGCUGAUGUAAAAAGGGCUUUAUAAAUACAUUUGAUUUGAUUUGAGAGAGACCCACUAUAGCGGGGAAAGUCACAGGGUGUAAUGGCCUGCAGAGAGAACCUCUAUAGCGGGGAAAGCCACAGUGUAUAAUGGCCUGGAGAGAGAACCUCUAUAGCGGGGAAAGCCACAGUGUAUAAUGGCCUGGAGAGAGAACAUCUAUAGCGGGGAAAGCCACAGUGUAUAAUGGCCUGAAUGUAUAAUGGCCUGGAGAGAGAACCUCUAUAGCGGGGAAAGCCACAGUGUAUAAUGGCCUAGAGAGAGAACCUCUAUAGCGGGGAAAGCCACAGUGUAUAAUGGCCUGGAGAGAGAACCUCUAUAGCGGGGAAAGCCACAGUGUAUAAUGGCCUGGAGAGAGAACAUCUAUAGCGGGGAAAGCCACAGUGUAUAAUGGCCUGGAGAGAGAACCUCUAUAGCGGGGAAAGCCACAGUGUAUAAUGGCCUGAGUGUAUAAUGGCCUGGAGAGAGAACCUCUAUAGCGGGGAAAGCCACAGUGUAUAAUGGCCUGAGUGUAUAAUGGCCUGGAGAGAGAACCUCUAUAGCGGGGAAAGCCACAGUGUAUAAUGGCCUGAGUGUAUAAUGGCCUGGAGAGAGAACCUCUAUAGCGGGGAAAGCCACAAGGUGUAGUGGCCUGGGGCCUCAUGUAUCUAUCUUGCAUAUGUUUCUGACCAUUUGCAUGCGCACAAAAUCGUUGGGAUUUAUAAAACAGGCCAACGCAACACAUACUCAUGCGUCCGUUCUUAAAUCAGACCCAUACUGUACUUCUGCAUACAUGAACGAGCUUAUGGUCUCCGCCCAAAGAACGCUUACCCAUAUAAGGUAUCCAAAUUAGCCUUAUUGACUGUGUAAUUCCAGUAGAUACGUGAAGCAAGGUGGAGACCGGUCAGAUUUAUUUUCUUUAUAUAUUUCCCAUAAUGUGAACUUCAAAUAAUAUUAUCUGAUAUAAAAUCUAAAAACAGUUCCUUUUCCAAAACGUAUCAAGUUGCCCGACAAGAAGUCAUAAAUAUUCCGCAUUGCAAGACGUGGCUGAUGUUAAUAAAAUAAAGUGGUCAGAGAACAAGUAUCUGCAGUGGGAUCCCAGAGUGGGGUUGAGGGGCUCUGCAGUUGGGCAGUGUUCCGUAUGGUAUCCAGUGAGAACUGUACCGGGUCGUGGCGGUACAGCCGAAGCUGUCAUGCAAAUGCAAGAUCUGUUAAAAGAAACAGUAGCCUAGAGAAGGUAUAUAACAUUUCAGACGUUAUAUUGAAGAUCAAUGACUCUUGGAAAGACCUUGUUCCAUUUUAGAGGAAUGCAUUUUUCAUUUGGUGCUGCAUUGCAAUAGCCUAUUAACUUUUAUUUUUAGUAGGCCUAUUGGCUGUUUUAUUCGAUCUGUGGUGAAUAAGCGAACCUAUUUUAUGUUCUAUUCAUUUUUAUUCAGUAAGAAUUUUAAAUAAGUAAUAAAAUGUUUUGUCAAUUUUGUCAAAUUAUAAAUUGUAAGCCAACAUGUGAUAACGCUGUAGCUCAUUCAGAAACACAAAUAACCUCUAGGUCGUAAAAGUGAGCAUCUUUAAUAUUUACGGCAUAUUGUAGUGUAAAAUACGCAAUGUUCAAAUGUGUUGCUUUAGGCACAGGCAAAUGGGGCUAUUGUUUGUCUUGUUUUCAAACUGUAUGGGUAUGCCCACUGAAAUGGCUACGUUUUACAACCUAUUGGUUCUAAUAGUUUUUGGAUCAGCUACAGGCUGUAGGGUUUUGACACUUGCUAUAUCCGUAGCCUAUAAGCCUACAUUCUUGUAGGAAACUGUUUGUUCAUUCCUCUCGGCUAUUCAUAUUUAUAUUGAUAAGAUUCUCCCCAUGUUUUUCAGUUGACAUUCCUCUACCAGUUUUUUCCAAAUAGCAUGGCGUACCCAUAGUUUUCGCACAUAUUUGUGCGUACACACCAGAGGCGUUGCUAGGAUCACAAUACAUUCAGGCCCCCCCCCCACCCCCCCCACUCCCAGGGAC